Molecule: messenger RNA, 603 nt
Organism: Entamoeba invadens IP1
Lineage: Eukaryota; Evosea; Mastigamoebida; Endamoebidae
Product: GTP-binding protein YPT1, putative
Exons: 3
Coding region: 1-603 (200 amino acids)
Molecular function (GO): GTPase activity; GTP binding
Source: RefSeq, a predicted model, not a curated record
AUGAUCAGUAUCGCGUUGAGCGGAGACGCAUUCGUUGGAAAAACAUGCUUUUUUAAGCGAUUUUCGGUUGGACAGUUUGAGGAAAACACAUCGUCAUCAAUUGGGUGUGAUGUGACGUGCAAAAAGUUGAUAUUAGAGGGGAAGAGUUAUAAUGUGCAACUCUGGGACACAGCUGGGCAAGAAAUAUUCAGAAGUACAACUGCAACAUAUUUUCGCAACAGAAGCUGUGUGUUGUUUAUGUUCGAUUUGACAAGUUCUGAAACGUUGUCACAUGUUGAGGAUUGGCUAAAAACAUUCUACGAAAUUAACAACGAAAACACGCCAACACUUCUAGUAUUAAUUGGUACUAAAUGCGACUUGGUUGCAGAAAGAGUUGUGACUGAAGACCAAGCAAAGGAAUUUGCAAAAACGCACUCUAUACCAUAUUUCGAGUGCUCUUCAAGACUAAACAUCAACAUCGACACAAUCAUCCAUUUCGUCCUCAAAAAUUUAAGGAAUCCCCCACAACUACAGCAACAAACCAAAAAGGAAGAGGAACCUGUUAUACUUCACGUCAAUGUACCAGACUCUGAAGAGUCACAGAAUGAUGGAAUGUGUUGUUGA